Sorex fumeus (smoky shrew) is the source of this 3462-nucleotide messenger RNA. RefSeq names its product PHD finger protein 2 (gene PHF2). The transcript is spliced from 23 exons. The record is from RefSeq and is a predicted model, not a curated record. Lineage: Eukaryota; Metazoa; Chordata; Mammalia; Eulipotyphla; Soricidae. Gene Ontology annotation, biological process: regulation of transcription by RNA polymerase II; protein demethylation. Gene Ontology annotation, molecular function: transcription coregulator activity; histone demethylase activity. Bases 59 to 3358 code for a protein of 1099 amino acids.
CGGCGCGAGCGGGCGGCGGCGGCGGCGCGGCGCGGCGGCGCGGCGGGCGCGGGCGAACAUGGCGACGGUGCCCGUGUACUGCGUGUGCCGGCUGCCCUACGACGUGACCCGCUUCAUGAUCGAGUGCGACGCCUGCAAGGACUGGUUCCACGGCAGCUGCGUUGGCGUGGAGGAGGAGGAGGCCCCCGACAUCGACAUCUACCACUGCCCCAACUGCGAGAAGACCCACGGCAAGUCCACGUUGAAGAAGAAGCGGACCUGGCAUAAGCACAGCCCAGGGCAGACGCCCGACGUGAAGCCAGUACAGAACGGCAGCCAGCUCUUCAUCAAGGAGCUGCGGAGCAGGACCUUUCCCAGUGCCGAGGACGUGGUGGCCCGGGUGCCGGGCAGUCAGCUGACCCUGGGCUACAUGGAGGAGCACGGCUUCACCGAGCCCAUCCUUGUCCCCAAGAAAGAUGGGCUGGGCCUGGCCGUGCCGGCCCCCACCUUCUACGUCAGCGAUGUGGAGAACUACGUGGGCCCUGAGCGGAGCGUGGACGUGACGGAUGUCACCAAGCAGAAGGACUGCAAGAUGAAGCUGAAGGAGUUUGUGGACUAUUACUACAGCACCAACCGCAAACGGGUCCUGAACCUCACCAACCUCGAGUUCUCAGACACCAGAAUGUCUAGCUUUGUGGAGCCCCCCGACAUCGUGAAGAAACUGUCCUGGGUGGAAAACUACUGGCCGGACGAUGCGCUGCUGGCCAAGCCCAAGGUGACCAAGUAUUGCCUCAUCUGCGUGAAGGACAGCUACACUGACUUCCACAUCGACUCAGGGGGCGCCUCCGCCUGGUACCACGUGCUCAAGGGGGAGAAGAUUUUCUAUCUCAUCAAGCCGGCCUCCGCCAACAUCUCCCUGUACGAGCGCUGGCAGUCGGCCUCCAACCACAGCGAGAUGUUCUUCGCCGACCAGGUGGACAGGUGCUACAAGUGCACCCUCAAGCAGGGCCAGACGCUCUUCAUCCCCUCGGGCUGGAUCUACGCCACGCUCACGCCCGUGGACUGCCUGGCCUUCGCGGGACACUUCCUGCACAGCCUGAGUGUGGAGAUGCAGAUGAGAGCGUAUGAAGUGGAGAGGAGGCUGAAGCUGGGCAGCCUGACGCAGUUCCCCAACUUCGAGACUGCCUGCUGGUACAUGGGGAAGCACCUCCUGGAGGCCUUCAAAGGCUCCCACAAGUCUGGGAAGCAGCUGCCCCCUCACCUGGUCCAAGGAGCUAAGAUCCUCAAUGGUGCUUUCAGGUCAUGGACAAAGAAGCAGGCAUUGGCAGAGCAUGAGGAUGAGCUCCCAGAGCACUUCAAACCCUCGCAGCUCAUCAAGGACCUGGCCAAAGAGAUCCGGCUCAGUGAGAACGCCUCCAAGGCCGCCCGGUCGGACAUGACUGCAGCCGUGUCCUCUGAUGAGGUCUGCUUUGGGGACCGUGACAAGGAGGAGCCCCCGUCCCCCAUUGAGGCCAGCCCUCCUCGGUCCUUCCUGGAGAAAGUGUCCAAAAAAAAGACUCCCAAAACCAUGAAGAUGCCCAAGCCAUCCAAAGCCCCCAAGCCUCUCAAGCCCCCGAAGCCUCCCAAGCCCCCCAAAUCGCUGAAGCUCAAGGAUGGGAGCAAGAAGAAAGGGAAGAAGUACCGGGGUGCCGCCUCCCCCAUCCCCAACCUCGACCUGCUGGAGGCUCACACCAAGGAGGCGCUGACCAAGAUGGAGCCGCCCAAGAAAGGCAAGGCCACCAAGAGUGUCCUCAGUGUGCCCAGCAAGGAGGUGGUCAGUGCACAGAACGACGUGGAGAGGCUGGAGAUUCGAGAGCAAACUAAGAGCAAGUCAGAGGCCAAGUGGAAAUACAAGAACAGUAAGCCAGACUCCCUGCUGAAGAUGGAGGAGGAGCAGAAGCUGGAGAAGUCUCCACUGUCGUCAGGAAACAAGGACUCCAAGUUCUCCUUCUCCUUCUCCAACAAGAAACUCCUGGGCUCCAAGGGCCUCAAGCCACAGCCCGGCUCGGGGCUGUUCGGAGCUUUGCAGAGCCUGAAGGAGGACAAGCCGCAGCCCGUGCGGGACGAAUACGAGUAUGUGUCGGACGACGGUGAGCUCAAGAUCGACGAGUUCCCCAUCAGGAGGAAGAAGAGCGCCCCCAAGCGGGACCUGUCCUUCCUGCUGGACAAGAAGGAGCUGCCGUCCAUGCCAGCCUCCAAGCCAAAGCUAGACUCGGCGCGCUACAAGCAGAGCGACGACUCCUCCGACGAGGGCUCCCUGCACAUCGACACGGGCGCCAAGCCCAGCCGCAACGCCAAAGUAAAGAAGGACAGCGGGAGCUCAGCCACGGGCAUACUGGACCUGCUGCAGGCCAGCGAGGAGGUGGGCGCGCUCGAGUACAACCCCAACAGCCAGCCCCCGGCCUCCCCCAGCACACAGGAAGCCAUUCAGGGGAUGCUGUCCAUGGCCAACCUCCAGGCCUCCGACUCCUGCCUGCAGACCACGUGGGGAGCCGGCCAGGCCAAGGGCGGCUCCCUGGGGGCCCAUGGCACCCGGAAAAAUGGGGGUGGCAGCAAAAACGUGGGCAAGCGGCUGCUGAAGAGGACUGCCAGGAACAGUGUGGGCCUGGACGACUACGAGGAGGACCAGGACCACCUAGACGCCUGCUUCAAGGACUCAGACUACGUGUACCCCUCCUUGGAAUCGGAUGAGGACAGCCCCGUCUUCAAGUCCCGGUCUAAGAAGAGGAAAGGCUCCGACGACGCUCCCUACAGCCCCACAGCGAGGGUUGGCCCGUCCAUGCCGAGGCAGGACAGACCCAUGCGCGAGGGCACCAGAGUGGCGUCCAUUGAGACCGGGCUGGCGGCCGCCGCAGCCAAGCUGUCCCAGCAGGAGGAGCAGAAGAUCCGGAAGAAGAAGAGCACCAAAAGGAAGCUGGCCCCGCAGCACAGCGCGUCCCCCUCGGCCUCGGCCGGCACCACCCCGGCCGGCACCACCUCGGCCGGCACCACCCCCGCCUCCAGCACCCCCGCCUCCACCACGCCCGCGUCCACCAGCACGGCCAGCAGCCAGGCCUCGCAGGAGGGCAGCUCGCCCGAGCCGCCGCCGCCCGAGUCCCACAGCAGCAGCCUGGCCGACCACGAGUACACGGCGGCCGGCGCCUUCGCGGGGGCCCAGGCCGGCCGCGCCGCCCAGCCCAUGGCGCCCGGGGUCUUCCUCACGCAGAGGCGGCCCUCCGCGUCCUCCCCCAACAACAACGCCGCUGCCAAAGGAAAACGUACAAAAAAGGGCAUGGCCACCGCCAAACAGAGGCUCGGGAAAAUCCUGAAAAUCCACCGGAACGGAAAACUGCUCCUUUAAAGUUCGGAGAGUCAGGUCAGGAUCCUUCUGCUCCGCUCAGGACCCCCCGGAGCCCCGCUGAGACAUCAGCCCCCAGCAGGGCGGCGGCCGCAGUGCCUCACCCG